CUGUUUAGCUACAUGUUCCAUGCACACUCUUUCAUCACUCUUUCACAAUUGUCCUAGCUAUACUGUGUAUGCAAUGGCUUCCUCUUCCAAUUACUUCUCCAGCUUUUCUCGUGCUUCUCUGCCUCUUUUCUUCUUCUUCUUCCUCCUCCUCCUCCACAGCGACGCCUCGGCGAAGCUCUCCACGGACUUCUACGCCCAGUCGUGUCCCCAAGUGUUCGACACUGUGAAAUCCGUCGUCAAAUCCGCCAUUAACCAAGAGAAGCGGAUCGGCGCUUCCCUCCUUCGCCUCCUCUUCCAUGACUGUUUUGUUCUCGGUUGCGAUGCGUCGGUGUUAUUAGACGACACGCCCACCUUGCUAGGAGAGAAGACCGCUAAGCCAAACAACAACUCCCUCAGGGGUUUCGAAGUCGUCGAUCGAAUCAAGACGGCGGUGGAAAAGGUGUGCCCGGGAGUCGUGUCCUGUGCCGAUAUCUUGGCAAUCACUGCAAGGGACUCUGUCGUCUUUUUGAACGGGCCGAGCUGGGAGGUGAAGCUGGGGAGGAGGGACUCGAGGAAGGCGAGCUUCAACAAAGCAAACACGGACAUUCCUCCGCCAACCUCAUCGCUCGCCAAUCUAACCGCUGCCUACGCAAAGAAGGGGCUCUCAGUCGGAGACUUGGUCGCGCUUUCUGGCGCCCACACGAUUGGGAAGGCGCGGUGUAUUUCCUUCCGGGACCACAUCUACAACGACACCGACAUCAACGGCUCCUUCGCCAAGCUUCGGCAGGCCAAUUGCCCCUGCACCUCCGGCUCCGGCGACAACAACCUGGCGCCGCUGGACCUGCAGACUCCGACGGUGUUCGACAACGACUACUUCAACAACCUCAUCUCCUUCAAGGGCCUCCUCCACUCUGACCAAGAGCUCUACAAUACCAGCGGCAGCAGCAGCGCGGCCCUGGUCAAGUCCUACUCCCGCAGCACCGCCGCCUUCUUCGACGGCUUCGUCGCGGCGAUGAUCAAGAUGAGCGACAUCCGGCCGCUCACCGGCAAGAGGGGCGAGAUUAGGAAGAACUGCAGGAAGGUUAAUUAAUGCGUCGCUGUUACAGAGUGGAUAAGGAAUGCGUGACGGUCAACGUUGGAGCUGCUGCCGAAACAGUGGGGCUUAUUUUAUUAAAAUUAAGGUCGAUCGAGUUAUGUUGCCCCUUGAAUUUGGGUUUAGUUUCAAGUGUUUCAUCUUUACUCCGUGAGUUGAGACGGAAGUAUGUCUCUUUCGUGUUUUGCACUUCUUUUUCACUGUGUUGGUAAUUGGUAAGCCGAGAUUAAGGAUGUAUAAUCCAAGUGUUGAAAUUUGAUUA
Messenger RNA from Zingiber officinale, 1334 nucleotides. RefSeq names its product peroxidase 4-like. Gene Ontology annotation, biological process: response to oxidative stress; hydrogen peroxide catabolic process. Gene Ontology annotation, molecular function: heme binding; peroxidase activity. The transcript has 4 exons. Lineage: Eukaryota; Viridiplantae; Streptophyta; Magnoliopsida; Zingiberales; Zingiberaceae. The record is from RefSeq and is a predicted model, not a curated record. The coding region runs from base 20 to 1069 and encodes 349 amino acids.